AUGGUUACCUCUCGUUUUGUAACCAUUGAUGGUGUCGGAUAUGUUCCUCAAAAUGAUGAGAUGUCUUUGAAGAAAGCUGUUUCUCAUCAACCUAUAGCUGUAGGACUUGAAUUCUAUAACUUAUCAUUCACUGGAAAGCGUGUGUUUAAUGGACUAUUUUGUUCGAUUCCAAACCACAAUGUGCUAAUCGUUGGGUAUGGAACAUCAGAAGAAAAAGGAGACUAUUGGCUUAUUCAUAAUUCAUUCGGACCAGCGUGGGGAGACGAGAUAUAUUUUAGGCUAAAACGUAGUAACAUCCAAAAUUCAGGCGGGAUAUCUGGGAUCACAUAUAAUCCUGUAUACCCAAUCAAGUUGUUCUCGUCAUCUGAUUUGUUGUCUCCGAAUGUAAAAGAUACAGAGGAGAGAAGAUGA
Molecule: messenger RNA, 411 nt
Organism: Eutrema salsugineum
Lineage: Eukaryota; Viridiplantae; Streptophyta; Magnoliopsida; Brassicales; Brassicaceae
Product: probable cysteine protease RDL3
Exons: 2
Coding region: 1-411 (136 amino acids)
Cellular component (GO): lysosome
Molecular function (GO): cysteine-type endopeptidase activity
Source: RefSeq, a predicted model, not a curated record